AUGGCCAAUGUCCCCUUGGUCACAGACUUUCUUCUUGUGGGAUUAUCUGAUGUCUGGGAGUUUCAGAUUGUACAUGGUGUCCUCUUCCUAGUGAUUUAUCUGGUCGUCCUUAUGAGUAACUUUCUCAUCAUUACUCUCAUUAUUCUAGACUUCCAACUCCAAACUCCAGUGUACUUCUUCUUGAAGAACUUGUCCUUUAUGGAUGUCUUCCUUGUGUCUGUCUCAAUCCCCAAAUUCAUUAUCAACAACUUCAUUCACAGCAGUUCCAUCUCUAUCUUAGGCUGUGCCUUCCAGCUACUUUUAAUGACUUCCUUCUCUGCAAGUGAGAUCUUCAUCCUCACUGCCAUGUCCUAUGACCAUUAUGUGGCCAUCUGUUGUCCCCUCCACUAUGAGGUCAUCAUGAAUGGUAGCACCUGUACACUGAUGGUUGGUGUAUCCUGGGCCAUUGGAGGACUUUUUGGGACUGUGUACACAAUUGGUACAUUUUCCUUGCCCUUCUGCGGUUCCAAUGUAAUACCACAAUUUUUCUGUGAUGUUUCCUCCCUACUGAGAAUUUCCUGUUCUGAGACUCUCACUGUGAUCUACACAAGCAUUGGCAUUGGUGGUUGUUUAGGAGUGUCUUGCUUCAUCUGCAUUAUGGUCUCAUAUGUUUACACCUUCUCCACUGUCCUGAAGAUGCCUACCACUAAAGGUCAGUCCAAAGCUUUCUCCACUUGCUUCCCCCACCUGGUUGUUUUUACAAUUUUUAUCAUAACUGCAUAUUUCGUUUAUCUAAAAUCACCUUCAAGUACCCCAUCAGCUAUUGACAAAGCAGUUUCUGUGAUUUACACUGUGAUAUCCCCACUACUCAAUCCUGCCAUAUACAGCCUUAAGAAUAAGGACAUGAAGCAAGCUCUGAUGAGACUGUUGCAGAGAAGAUAUGGACAAGAGUCUUACUUCAUUUAA
Erinaceus europaeus (western European hedgehog) is the source of this 945-nucleotide messenger RNA. Its product is annotated as olfactory receptor 14A2-like. The record is from RefSeq and is a predicted model, not a curated record. The transcript has a single exon. Gene Ontology annotation, molecular function: G protein-coupled receptor activity; odorant binding; olfactory receptor activity. Gene Ontology annotation, cellular component: membrane. Bases 1 to 945 code for a protein of 314 amino acids. NCBI's taxonomy places the organism in Eukaryota, Metazoa, Chordata, Mammalia, Eulipotyphla, Erinaceidae. Gene Ontology annotation, biological process: G protein-coupled receptor signaling pathway.